Molecule: messenger RNA, 1596 nt
Organism: Naumovozyma castellii
Lineage: Eukaryota; Fungi; Ascomycota; Saccharomycetes; Saccharomycetales; Saccharomycetaceae
Gene: YEH2
Product: sterol esterase
Exons: 1
Coding region: 1-1596 (531 amino acids)
Source: RefSeq, a predicted model, not a curated record
AUGGGGCAUAUUCUGGACGUAUUUCAUGGGAUUAUUUCUGCUAUUAUUUUGAACUGUUUUCUGGGAGUACUGUUCGUUUUAUCCUUAUGGCAUAACUAUGUAACUGUCCAUGUGAAAAAACUCUUUGAUCCAAGAGAUACAAGAUCGUCUCAUACAAACAUUAAACCACCAAACAACAAAAGAUAUCCCACAAGAAGAUAUCAGAAGGGGAGGAAUCCCUCUUUUUCUUCCAUAUCAUCGGAAACUCCUCUAGAUUUGGAGGAUGAUGAAGAGAACCAUAUCGAAUACGACCAUACUAUUACUACAGCAGCAUCAAAUCCACACACAUCAUCACACCCAAUUACUUCGCAGGUUAAGUACAGUCAACAGGAGAAUCCGUUUGCCGACAUAUUAACAAAUGAAGACCGAAAACUAGUUCCUGAUUUGAAGUAUUACUAUCGCCAGUACGGCAUUGAUAUUGAAGAGUUUGAAGUUGAAACAGACGACGGGUUUAUUAUUGAUCUCUGGCACUUAAAAUCCUUGAAGACAGAAGGUAAAAAUAAGAAGGAUACAUAUCCAAUUCUGAUGUUACACGGCCUUUUACAGAGCAGUGGUGCAUUUGCAUCAUGCGGCAGGAAAUCGUUAGCAUAUUUUUUACAUGAUUCAGGUUACGAUGUUUGGUUAGGAAACAAUCGGUGCGGAUUAAAGGCCAAAUGGAAUAUGGAAAAGCUUGGCAAUGAUAAGAAAAAGAAGUGGGAUUGGGAUCUAAACGAAAUGGUCAAGUAUGAUUUGAAGGCUUUGGUGGAAUAUACUCUAGCCCAAACCAAAUUUGAGAAACUAACAUUAGUUUCACAUUCACAAGGUACCACACAAGGGUUUAUGGGCUUAGUUAAUGGGGACAACCUAUACGAUGAUAGGUUCAAAUUAAUCGACAAGCUGGAAAAUUAUGUGGCUUUGGCGCCAGCAGUUUAUCCAGGACCACUUUUGGAUGAGAAAGCAUUCGUUAAAUUUAUGGCCCUAGGUAUAGACAACCCAUGGGUAUUUGGAACUAAAUCAUUUAUUCCUAUGAUGAUGGCUAUGCGAUCACUUAUGGUGGGUUCGAAACUAUUUUCAUUUUUCUCCUAUAUUAUGUUUAACUAUAUGUUUGAUUGGAAUGAUGUACUUUGGGACAGAAUCCUAAGAGAUCGUAAUUUUCUGUUUUCUCCUGUUCAUAUAUCUGUUAAGCUAAUGCAAUGGUGGCUAAGUUCAGAUCCUACGAAAACAAGCUUUAAACAUAAUUCUGAAAAGAUUUUUCCGGAUAACGAAAUAUGGUUUCCUGUAGAUGGACAGACACCAGGUGCUGACGUUUCUUUCCAGGCACCUGGUAAACAGCGAACAAAAGAUAAGAUUCCGAAUAUCUUGAUGUUUAUACCGAGGCAAGACAGAUUAGUUGAUGGAGAGAGGUUAAUAAAUCAUUUUAUUCAUCAUGAGUCACAUGAUAUUUUCAACAUUUGGUACAUUGACGAAUAUUCACAUCUUGAUGUUCUUUGGGCACACGAUGUUAUUGAGAGGAUUGGGGAACCAAUGAUCAAGCACUUAAGAGAACCUACUGAAAAGGGUAAUGGAUUUGAAAGCUAA